This is a messenger RNA of Vanessa atalanta (red admiral), 622 nucleotides long. RefSeq names its product elongin-C (gene EloC). NCBI's taxonomy places the organism in Eukaryota, Metazoa, Arthropoda, Insecta, Lepidoptera, Nymphalidae. Gene Ontology annotation, biological process: ubiquitin-dependent protein catabolic process. The coding region runs from base 157 to 582 and encodes 141 amino acids. The record is from RefSeq and is a predicted model, not a curated record. Gene Ontology annotation, molecular function: protein-macromolecule adaptor activity. The transcript has 4 exons. Gene Ontology annotation, cellular component: elongin complex.
UCAUAUAAAAUUUGUCAAAUCUAAUAACCUGAAUCAUUAGAUGAUUAAGUUUUAUUUAUAACAAAAUAAGAACUACCUAUCUCUUAAUACCAAAGUAGUGUACUAAUUUCUAGCGACCGAUAUAUCAGUGAAGCAAAUAUAUUAAAUAAAGGAAGAAUGUCUGAUGUUGGAUCUGCCCUGCCAUCUGCGGCACCCUCAGCCGCUAGCGUUGGUGAUGAACAACGCUCCAGUGCUGCUGCUGGUUCUGGCACAGAGGAGAAAGUUUAUGGUGGGUGUGAGGGACCAGAUGCUAUGUAUGUAAAGCUGGUGUCAUCUGAUGGACACGAGUUCAUAGUGAAACGAGAGCAUGCUCUCACAUCUGGUACAAUCAAGGCCAUGCUGAGUGGACCCGGCCAGUUUGCUGAGAAUGAGGCCAAUGAAGUGAACUUCAGGGAGAUACCGUCGCACGUCUUGCAAAAGGUUUGUAUGUACUUUACAUACAAGGUCCGCUACACAAACUCCUCAACAGAGAUCCCAGAGUUCCCCAUUGCUCCAGAAAUCGCUCUCGAACUCCUCAUGGCUGCUAAUUUCCUCGACUGUUAAUAUAUGUAACAACAGAAUAAAGUUAUAUGUCUUUUUCUGA